UGUGUGUGCGCGCACGCAUGCAUGUGUGUGCAUGUGCGUGUGUGUGUUUAAACACUGACGUUUCACAGGCUCUGGGUACCGCCGCAUGGCGGAUGCUUGGCUCGCGCGCGCGCUCGCUCUCUCCACCUGCCUGCUGGCUGCCUGCAGAAAACUAAUGAAUCAUUUCUGGCUGAAUCCAAGCAGAGCCGACACACCAAUGCCCUCGCCCUCUCUCCCUCCCUCCCUCUCUCGUUCUCCCUCUCUCUCACUUCCCCCUCCCCUCUCCCUCCUCCCGCUCCUCCCUCCUGACUCCCUGGCCCCCAGUUUGUAAUCUGACACAGUAGACUGCAGUCGUCCCCGCGUGUGCCUCCCGCCUGCUCGCGUCCUGGCACUGCUGCUUCGAAGGAGAAUGAACUGAAGGAUGCUGUCCAGGGAGAGCAUCGCCUGAGACCCCAUUAUGCAGGCCUUCCCGCAAGGGCCGGGCAUCGCGACAAGGUGAAGGCGGAGUAUGCUCGGCUCAGCCACGCGCUCACCGUAGUGACCAGAGAACGCGAUUUGGCCGUGAAGGAGAAACACCAGCUCCAAGCCAAGCUGGAGAACCUAGAACAGGUCCUAAAGCACAUGCGAGAGGCUGCGGAAAGGCGGCAGCAGCUGGAACUGGAGCAUGAGCAAGCCCUGGCUGUUCUCAACGCCAAACAGCAGGAGAUCGACCUUCUGCAGAAGGCUCAGGUUGAAGCUAAGAAGGAACAUGAAGGCGCCGUGCAGCUGCUAGAGAGCAAGGUGCGAGAGCUGGAGGAGAAAUGCCGGACGCAGAGUGAGCAGUUCAGCCUGCUGUCCCGGGACCUGGAAAAGUUCCGGCAGCACGCGGGCAAGAUCGACCUGCUGGGCGGCAGCUCUGUGGCCUCCUUGGAUGUCCCCACGUCCCCCAGCAAGCCUUUCCCGCCGUACAUGAACGGACUAGCCCCCUCCAUCAGCAAAGGUCAAGAGAGCUCUAUUGGAAGCCGCGCUGCGAUUGGUGAAUAUAUCCGGCCCCUCCCGCUCCCCCGUGACAAGCCGGAGCCUCUGUCUGUCAAGCCCACCUUUCUGUCAAGAUCCAGUAGCCCAAGAUGCAGAUUUGAGCCAGACAUGGAUAAUGAACGGAAUUCCAAUGCCUCCAAGCAGAGAUACUCGGGAAAGGUCCACUUGUGUGUUGCCCGCUACAGCUACAACCCCUUUGAUGGGCCCAAUGAGAACCCGGAAGCUGAGCUGCCCCUCACGGCAGGGAAAUACCUCUACGUCUAUGGAGACAUGGAUGAGGACGGCUUCUACGAAGGCGAACUCCUGGAUGGGCAGAGGGGUCUGGUACCCUCCAACUUUGUGGAUUUUGUCCAGGACAACGAGUCGCGACUGGCAAGUGCACUGGGAAAUGAACAGGAUCAGAAUUUCAUCAACCAUUCCAGCUUCGGCGUGGAGGGGGAGAGCAUCCUUGACCUCCACUCCCCCACUCAGACAGACACCGGCAUAACCGACAAUGGCGCGGGGACGCUGGACAUGAACAUUGAUGACAUUGGAGAAGACAUCGUGCCUUACCCUAGAAAAAUCACCCUUAUCAAACAACUUGCCAAAAGUGUCAUUGUGGGCUGGGAGCCCCCGGCAGUGCCCCCGGGAUGGGGGACGGUGAGCAGCUACAACGUGCUGGUGGACAAGGAGACGCGCCUGAGCCUCACGCUAGGCGGCAGAACUAAGGCCCUCAUCGAGAAGCUCAACAUGGCGGCCUGCACCUACCGCAUCUCCGUGCAGUGCAUGACCAGCAGGGGCAGCUCGGACGAGCUGCAGUGCACGCUGCUGGUGGGCAAGGAUGUGGUGGUGGCCCCUUCCCACCUGCGGGUGGACAACAUCACGCAGAUCUCCGCCCAGCUCUCCUGGCUGCCCACCAACAGCAACUACAGCCAUGUGAUCUUCCUCAACGAGGAGGAGUUUGACAUCGUCAAGGCUGCGCGGUACAAGUACCAGUUCUUUAAUCUCAGACCCAACAUGGCCUACAAGGUGAAGGUUCUGGCCAAACCCCACCAGAUGCCGUGGCAGCUGCCCCUGGAGCAGCGGGAGAAGCAGGAGGCCUUCGUGGAGUUCUCCACGUUGCCUGCAGGUCCUCCGGCUCCCCCACAAGAUGUCACUGUCCAAGCUGGGGCCAGCUCAGCCACCGUGCAGGUCUCCUGGAGGCCGCCCACUCUGACGACCACCGGGCUGUCCAAUGGAGCCAAUGUUACAGGCUAUGGCGUGUAUGCAAAGGGACACAGGGUGGCUGAGGUCAUCUCCCCGACGGCGGACAGCACAGCCGUGGAGCUCGUGCGGCUGCGGAGCCUGGAAGCCAAGGGUGUGACUGUGAGGACCCUCUCUGCGCAGGGCGAGUCCAUAGACUCUGCUGUUGCUGCCAUUCCCGCCGACCUCCUGGUGCCUCCAACCCCUCACCCCAGAACUGCUCCCACACCGAAGCCAUUAGCAAGUGCCGGAGCCCCUGAUACCAAAGAUGAACACCUGGGUCCCCAUGUCAAGGUGGACGAGGCCUGGGAGCAGAGUCGGGUGCCUGCCCCUGCCCACGGGCACAUGCUGGAGCCGCCUGGCCUCCAGGGCCCGGGUCCCGGAAGGCGGUCGCCCUCGCCCAGCCGGAUCCUCCCGCAGCCACAGGGCACCCCGGUUUCCACCUCUGUCGCCAAGGCCAUGGCCCGGGAAGCCGCGCAGAGAGUGGCCGAGAGCAGCAGGUUAGAGAAACGGAGCAUCUUCCUGGAGAGGAGCAGCGGGCAAUACACCAACUCCGACGAGGAGGACGGCUAUGACUCCCCAGACGUCAAGAGGAGGGGCGCCUCGGUGGACGACUUCCUGAAGGGCUCCGAGCUGGGCAAGCCGCCGCACUGUUGCCAUGGAGAUGAGUACCACACGGAGAGCAGCCGCGGGUCUGACCUCUCAGACAUCAUGGAGGAGGACGAGGAGGAACUCUACUCCGAGAUGCAGCUGGAAGACGGGGGCAGGCGGCGGCCCAGUGGCACAUCCCACAAUGCCCUCAAGGAGUGCUAUCAAAAUAGGACCACUGAAGGAGCUUUCUUGGAACAGCCUGAGUUUCCCCAACAGACCCACCACAGUAAGAAACUUUUCAGUAUCCCUGAAGUAGCGGAGGAGGAUGGAGAGCUCUGUGAGUUCUUGCACAAACAGGGCUUAGGGUACUCCUCCAGGGCCAGGACUGUGCUGGCCAGAGAGCCCAGGCCUGCCAGGCCCUGCAGGGGCGACGAGGCCCUGCAGGGUUCCUGGUUCCCUGUGAAACCCAGGAGCCCAGAGGCUGGCCCCCAGGCCGCGGACUUUGUUCUGGAAAACAGAGGCUGUCGGUUCAGCCGCUUUGCCACCAGGAGCCCAGACAGUGGGCUGGACUGUGGGAGCGAAGAAGAAGAGCUGCGGCUUAGUUUCAGAAAUCCUGCUAAGUGCAGCCCGGGCCCUGGGCAGUGUCCCUGCAGGAGGAGCCCGAGGCCCCUGCUGGCCCGGCGGCGGACGCUGACCCGGCAGAGCAGCAUCGAGGAGGACUUUGGGGAGCAGGUGGAGGCCAUCAGGAGCGAUGACGCCCACCCGAGCCCAGAGAGACCCACCCCCAGGAAGUAUGGCUGGGACGAGCCUGCGGGGCACGAAGACUUCCAGGAUGUCUGGCAAAAAAGCAUAAAUGUGCCUGACACUCGGGCAGCCGCCCAGCACGCACAGCCAGCUGCCCGGGCUGCAGAGGGGCCUCUGAUUUUAGGAAACCUGGUGUUGGCGGGACGCGCUACUGAGAGGGCAGAUCACGGGGGCCGGAGGUUUGCCCACGGCGGUGCUGGCCCCCAGAGGUCCCGGCCAGUGAUGGUCCCGUCCAUCGAUGAAUACGGCGGGCGAGACCGUCUCUCUCCAGACUUCUAUGAAGAGUCAGAGACCGACCCUGGUGCCGAGGAGCUGCCAGCCCGGAUCUUUGUGGCUCUUUUCGACUACGACCCACUCACCAUGUCCCCAAAUCCAGAUGCUGCGGAAGAGGAGCUUCCCUUUAAGGAAGGGCAGAUCAUCAAGGUUUAUGGUGAUAAAGAUGCUGAUGGAUUCUACCGUGGGGAAACCUGUGCCCGGCUUGGCCUUAUUCCCUGUAACAUGGUCUCUGAAAUCCAAGCAGACGAUGAGGAGAUGAUGGACCAGCUUCUUAGACAAGGCUUCCUCCCUCUGAACACACCUGUGGAGAAAAUAGAGAGAAACAGAAGAAGUGGCAGGCAGCACUCAGUGUCGACCCGAAGAAUGGUGGCCCUGUAUGACUACGACCCGAGAGAAAGCUCGCCUAACAUUGACGUUGAGGCUGAACUUACAUUUUGCACGGGAGAUAUUAUUACUGUUUUUGGUGAAAUUGAUGAAGAUGGAUUUUAUUAUGGGGAGCUUAAUGGGCAGAAAGGCCUUGUACCUUCAAACUUCCUGGAAGAAGUGCCUGAUGAUGUAGAAGUCUAUCUUUCUGACGCACCGUCCCACUACUCACAAGACACGCCGAUGCGCUCAAAAGCAAAAAGGAAGAAGAGUGUUCAUUUCACACCUUAAUCAGGCAAUGUAGCCUUCACGUAAGUGAGCAACUGAAGAUACCUAUAAAGAUACCAACUUAACUACCUUAGACGGACUAAUGCGGUAGAUUUAAGGCUUCACUGUGGGGUGAAAAGAAAAGAAAAAAAACAAGAAAUAUGUCUCAAAAAGUCAUUGGACCUAAAGUCUCAGUUGUAAAGCAACUGAAUUUGUAGUGAAAUAGAUCAUCUUUCGUAAUCGUUUCCUACUAGUGACAUUAAGACUAUUUGGAAGGCCAACAUUUGGAACAUAUUUCUUCACAGGCUAAUCGUUUGUUUACAUGGAGAGUGUUCCAAUGUCUACUCCCACUGAAAGCUGCAUAUUGCAUUGUUAGCCACUCUUGGAAAAAGCACAAGCUAACAAAUAUGUUUACUAUCGGAAAUUUUACUUUAAGAAAACAUUACUCAAGAUCAAGCCGAUAAGUCAUGAACACAAGGUGAUGUUGGCUAUGAAUACUCCACACGCUGGCUUGAGUACUAGGCGUGUUUUCCUUAAGUAACUGUACCUCUAUCUUAGGAGAGAGCUUACACUUCUCCUCAAAGCACAAAUAAGUGUUCUGAACACACACGUUUGGUGAAAGACUGAUUUGUUGGUAUACCAAUGCAAUACUAAGUUUCAUGAAACAUGCAGCUCAAAUGAUUGCAUCAGAUGGAAUAGAUGGUAUCUUCAGGGGUACUUUGGGAUGCUUUACUAGGUGUUUUCAUUAGAAUUAGACCUUGAUUUUAAAUCCAAGCAAGCUUGAAGCCCCUUGGCUUAUAUCAUUUGCCUGCUGAAUAAUGAACACUCGUAUUAGGAAGAGUUUGCUCUGGUGAGGUAAGGGAGCGAGAGAAGAGAUGAGAUUUUCUAAUCUUAGGCACGUAUCCAACAUGAGCGAGGCAGAUUUGCCAUGCGCCAUCUUGGAAUACAGCGCUGCUCCUGUGAAGCACUGUUGACUAAGCACUGGUACUGAAAUACUACCAUGUGCUAUACUGAGUAAAAUUCUUCUUCAAUUACUUGGAAAUUAUGAAAGCACAUGAUAAGGGCCUUUAAGCUUUCUUUGAUUGUAAUUAAGGUUCAUUUUAGUUUUUUUUCUUUCAACCGGUGUGCCAUCUCCAAUGUCCCUAUAGUAUAUCAACCCACGAAUGCACUCAACAGUAUCAGGAUUUUAUAGACCCAAGGAGUUUUCAAAUACAACAAAAUUUCCUUUAAGAACUUUUGCUUUUAAGAUUAUUGAUGGGUACUCGGCCAAUUUUACUAUCAACCUAAUUUAAAAUAACUUUUUUCCCCUACUUUUGGUCUUGAUUUACAAGGCAAAUUAUUCACUAGCUUUGUUUUGCCAAAGCAAUGGCCGCCCCCUCCCCUGAAGACAAAGACACUGAAAACCAAACAUUGAUGGCUAGACCCUCUGUCUUAGAUAAGCUGUGGGCAAGGGUGUUUGCUUCUCAUGGCAUACUUUAAAACUUGAAAGAAUUGAACCCCUACUUUCCCUUUCCUGGUGGGAGACGGGGCAAUAGGAUGUUACCGAGUGGAUUGAUGUUGUUGGCGCUCACGCACUCAAUAAACUGUCACAAUGUACCUACUAGGUUCCUCCUGAGGGUUCAGGUACAGCAAGGAGAGCGCCAUCCCCCACAGUCCAUCUCCAUUCGGGGUCACCUACGUCAUCUAUGGGUACUGGUAGUCCUGGGAGAGGCAGGGAAAUGUCCUCGAAAAAGAAAAAGGGGCUGCUUUCCAGAGGCAAGAAACUGCUGAAAAAGCUGGGUGCAGUGAAAUGAUUCAUGUGCUUCUGGACAAUUUCCAAAUCUAUGUAAUUUUCUUUAAUUCCAAACUAGGGCUUUCAUGACUCAAGUACUUCCUAAAAAAACCAAUCUUCUCCCCUGACACCAGUAGAGAAAUGCUCUUUGCACUACCAUCCACUUUAAACCAACCGCCAGGACAAAGAGCGGCUGUUACUCUCUCUCCCAGCCUCCGUGCCAAUCUGCUCUUAUUGCCCGAGGUCUGACGGGAGGUGAGGGUAUCUCAUGAACACACAGGGGGCCAGUAGCUCUUGGUAGCUCACUCCCUCCCUGUGAUUCCAGUCUUUGUGCAUUUGUCAUCUGCCCUUAAAGGAAUGAUUUUGACCUCUCUCCCUUUUCAAAAUGCUUGCCUCAUGAUACAUAACUCUCACUUUAACUCUGGUCUUGAAAUUCCUAGUUUAAUCGCCUUGAUGUUCUGCCUUAUAAAUGCACAAUGAUUUGUACUGUUGAAAUAAAAACCGCAGUGUACACUUUGUAUGUGUUGUGCAUUCAGUGCUCUCAUCCUCACAGACACAGGGGUUUGAAAUCAAGUUUUACAGGCUGUGCAUUUUAAGAUACUGGUUUUUCGUCUUUCAAAGCAAGCCAGGCAACACACAGAAAAUGUUUACUUACUCAAAUCUUUCAAAAGAGGGGAGAGAAAGUAACUUUGUUUGGUAAAGUACCACUCCUCCAACCUGCCA
Messenger RNA from Equus caballus (horse), 7012 nucleotides. RefSeq names its product RIMS binding protein 2 (gene RIMBP2). The record is from RefSeq and is a predicted model, not a curated record. Lineage: Eukaryota; Metazoa; Chordata; Mammalia; Perissodactyla; Equidae. Gene Ontology annotation, molecular function: protein binding. Gene Ontology annotation, biological process: neuromuscular synaptic transmission.